This is a messenger RNA of Fraxinus pennsylvanica, 348 nucleotides long. NCBI's taxonomy places the organism in Eukaryota, Viridiplantae, Streptophyta, Magnoliopsida, Lamiales, Oleaceae. The record is from the annotation of a GenBank genome assembly.
AUGUAUCCUGAACGUUUCAAAAAUGUUAAAAUUACUGGUGGAGUGGACGGUAGUGUUGGUUGUGUCAAGCUGUGGGACUAUUUUGCUGAAGGAGGGACUCUACAGAGCAUUGAACUGGUGGCUGAUAGAAUAGAUGAUAGAGAAAGAUCCAUAACUUACAAAGCCCAAGGAGGAAGUAUUAUUGGGGAGCAAGGCUAUACACAGUUUCAGUUCACAAUUGCUCCUCGCGUUGGGGUUGUCCGUUGGACUGUUCAUUAUGAGAAAGGUUCUAGUUCACAGAAGAAUCCAAGAGACGCUACUCGGUUCGCAGUUCAAGUAACUGAAAUGGUGGACUCUAGUCUUGUGUGA